AUGUUGCCUCCACCGAAUGCAGACAUUGGUUACUCUUUCAUGAUCAGCAGUGACGGUGAGGUUUACGUCGGCCGCAGUUGGGACAUCCAGGGAGCCAAUACUUACGGGUACAAUAGAAAAAGCAUCGGAAUAGCCUUCAUCGGAACGUUCCUAACAACAGAGCCGACCGAUAGUCAACUCGACGCUGCCAAAAGAUUGUUGGAACUCGGUGUCAAGGAUAACAAGCUGGCAAAGGAUUAUAAACUCUUGGCUCACUGCCAGGUCUUGUCUACGGAGAGUCCUGGGCAAAAACUGUACAACAUUAUCCAAAAAUGGGAUCACUGGACGGAUAAACCUUGAAGAACGUUGUUUCCUCUCCAUCGGAGGGUUUUAAUUGCGAAACCCAAGCUGCACUGCAACAAAAAACAUUCAAAGAAAUAUUUUUUUUUUUAAUAUUUACUAAAUAAAUACUACAAAAGCAUAUUUUACGUGUC
Copidosoma floridanum is the source of this 473-nucleotide messenger RNA. Its product is annotated as peptidoglycan-recognition protein SA-like. Gene Ontology annotation, biological process: peptidoglycan catabolic process. Lineage: Eukaryota; Metazoa; Arthropoda; Insecta; Hymenoptera; Encyrtidae. Gene Ontology annotation, molecular function: N-acetylmuramoyl-L-alanine amidase activity; zinc ion binding. The record is from RefSeq and is a predicted model, not a curated record.